This is a messenger RNA of Ascoidea rubescens DSM 1968, 927 nucleotides long. RefSeq names its product serine/threonine protein kinase ARK1 (gene ARK1). Gene Ontology annotation, molecular function: ATP binding; protein serine/threonine kinase activity. The record is from RefSeq and is a predicted model, not a curated record. The transcript has a single exon. The annotation marks the transcript as partial. Gene Ontology annotation, biological process: peptidyl-threonine phosphorylation; protein autophosphorylation; actin filament organization. Gene Ontology annotation, cellular component: cytoplasm. Lineage: Eukaryota; Fungi; Ascomycota; Saccharomycetes; Ascoideales; Ascoideaceae.
AUGGCUCCUGCUCCCAAAACUGCCUACCCUCCAGGGACACAACUAACAGUGGGCUCCCACAAAAUCUCCAUACUUCAGUAUAUUUCUGAAGGUGGGUUUGCUCAUGUCUACACUUGCAAUAUUGUUUCUCCUAAACCUCCACUCGGCUCGAAGAAUGAAGUUGUUUGUUUGAAGAGAGUUGCUGUUCCAAACAAGAUGUUAUUAAACAUUCUUAGAGCUGAAGUUGAAGCCAUGAAAAGAUUGAAAGGAAAACCUCACAUUGUUUCUUAUAUCGACUCACAUGCUUCGAGGAUAUCUUCUGAUGGUUCUCAAGGCUAUGAAGUUUUGCUUUUGAUGGAAUAUUGUUCCAAACAUGGGUUGAUUGACUUUAUGAACACAAGAUUAACAACGAGAUUGUCGGAAGCAGAAGUCUUGAGAAUAAUGUACGAAAUCACCCUUGGUGUUUUGCAAAUGCAUUUUUUGGAUCCUCCUUUGGUUCAUCGUGAUAUCAAAAUUGAAAACGUAUUGAUCAAUGAUAAAGAUGAAUACCAACUAUGCGAUUUUGGAUCAGCCUGUGGGAUAUUACGACCUCCUCAAAAUCCUGAAGAAUUCAAAAUGCUACAAUCGGAUAUUUUACAACACACCACUGCUCAAUAUCGUUCGCCUGAAAUGAUCGAUUUAACCAAGGGAUUUCCUAUAGAUGAAAAAGCAGAUAUUUGGGCAUUAGGUGUUUUCUUGUAUAAACUAUGUUAUUACACUACGCCUUUCGAAUCCGGUGGGGAAAUGGCACUUUUACAAGGCACUUUUGCUUUUCCUCAUCAUCCUCAGUAUUCUGUGAGAUUGAAAAAUAUGAUAACAAUCUUACUUAAUGUAAAUCCAAAUCUUCGUCCCAAUAUCUAUCAGGUUUUGAAAGAACUUUCUUUAAUGAGAGGAAUGAACAUCCCAAUU